Cladocopium goreaui is the source of this 570-nucleotide messenger RNA. Lineage: Eukaryota; Dinophyceae; Suessiales; Symbiodiniaceae. The record is from the annotation of a GenBank genome assembly.
GAACAACAGCCACCACAGAUGCCUACAGCACCAGCGCAGGCAGUUUCCACAGUAGAAUUUGGAACAACUACAAUUGCCUCAGUCACAACCACAGGCCUCAACACCUACAGGAAGUACAAGCAAGAGCAGAAAGCAAAGUACAACACAGGAAGCACCAGUGAGACCAGAAGAGACAAAGGAUACACGGGACAAGCUACAGGCCAAGAUUUCAGGAUCUACAGCUCCAGCUACACUGCCAGGAGCUACACCCGAGACCGCCUUGGGCACAUCCUGAUCUACAACGGUGACGAGCUCUACAAGGCUGAAUUUGUGAAGUACAUGGUUGGAUACUGUUACAGUUCUUUUACAACGGUGUCUGACUACAUGCGAGACACUAUCGCCCAGGCGAAGGCGGGAGUUGUGGAAAAGGAAGGACACAUUGAGCAAACACAUUCCACGACCACCGAGUCCUCCGAGGAGAAGACCACGUACCACGUACAGUACACCACUAAGGAGGCCCACCAAUCCCAGGCGAACACAGGCCAGGGAAACCUCAGUGUCAUCUUCGCCAAGGCCGGGACUUUCAAAUAG